Molecule: messenger RNA, 1231 nt
Organism: Dendrobium catenatum
Lineage: Eukaryota; Viridiplantae; Streptophyta; Magnoliopsida; Asparagales; Orchidaceae
Product: 14-3-3-like protein
Exons: 6
Coding region: 230-1012 (260 amino acids)
Biological process (GO): signal transduction
Cellular component (GO): cytoplasm
Source: RefSeq, a predicted model, not a curated record
GACGCGGACGCGUGUCAGCCGCCGCUUGAUAAGGGUCGUUCUGACCACCUGUCGUUUGAUGGCCGCUUAGCUGGCGGGCCGGACGCGGAGCGAUCCUAAAGAGUCUCCGUGAGGAAAACCUUCAAUCUUUCUUUUCGCCAGAGGAAUUACCAGUUGGAGAGGAAAUCCAGAUUGCCGUGAAGAAGAGCUAGAUAACAAUAGUGGUUCAUAGCAUAUAGCAGAAUUUAAAAUGUCUCCUGUGGAGUCUUCUCGUGAGGAUAAUGUUUACUUGGCCAAGCUCUCUGAGCAAGCUGAGAGGUAUGAAGAGAUGGUUGAAUUUAUGGAGAAGGUAGUAAAAACAGUUGAUGUGGAAGAGCUAACUGUGGAAGAACGUAAUCUUCUAUCUGUUGCAUAUAAGAAUGUGAUUGGUGCUCGCCGUGCCUCAUGGAGGAUCAUCUCUUCCAUUGAGCAGAAAGAAGAGAGUCGUGGGAAUGAGGAUCAUGUGGCUUUGAUCAAGGAGUAUCGUGGCAAGAUUGAGGAUGAGCUUAGCAAGAUCUGUGAUGGGAUCUUAAAGCUGCUUGACUCCCAUCUCAUUCCUUCUGCUACGGCAGCUGAAUCAAAGGUUUUCUAUCUCAAGAUGAAGGGAGAUUACCACAGGUAUCUAGCUGAGUUUAAGACCGGAGCAGAGAGGAAGGAUGCUGCUGAGAAUACACUUUUAGCCUAUAAAUCGGCUCAGGACAUUGCAUUGUCCGAUCUAGCCCCAACUCAUCCCAUACGACUGGGGUUGGCCUUGAACUUCUCAGUUUUCUAUUAUGAAAUAUUGAACUCUCCAGAUCGUGCUUGCAAUCUUGCAAAGCAGGCCUUUGAUGAGGCUAUCUCGGAGCUGGACACUUUGGGUGAGGAGUCCUACAAGGACAGCACAUUGAUCAUGCAGCUCCUCAGAGACAACUUGACAUUGUGGACCUCUGAUAUAAAUGAGGAUGCGGGGGAGGAAAUCAAAGAUGCUCCAAAACGCGAAUCUGGAGAGCCCUAGUUAUGAUGCGAGUUUUAGGCUUCGUUUGGGAUAACUUUUUUAUUGCUUCUUAAAGCAGCUUUUUAGUACAUAAAUUUUAAUUUUUUAUUAAAAAGCUGCUUUAAGAACCGAUAAGAAAGCUGUCCCAACCGAAGCCUUAGUCCAUGUUCUUCCUUAAAAUUGUGGUAUUGCUAAUGUAGAAUAUGUAAUGAUUGCUUCUAAAAUCAAAUAGAUUUCAUU